AAUAUAUUUGUUUUAUUCUAACUUAUUGCACCAGUGCAGCGCGCAGUGCAGGAAUAAAAAACAGACUUAAGAAUAUAUUCAGAUCAGUGUCUUCGUCUCUGCGUCGCACCAGCGCCACACGGUCUAACCGGAGCGGAGACAGCUGAGGACAGCUGACGCUCAUACUGAUGGUGUCAUUGGUGUCAAUCUGUUACGUGUCCGUGAUCACUCGUGAUCAACGUUAGAAAAUCGCUCGCAACGAAGAGAUUUCCGAGAAGACCUGGAAUAUCGAGUCUACUGAAUUCCGUUGAAGGAAGGGAGAGAAGAGACGACGGGGGAUUGGCGACGGCCGCGCGACGACGACGACGAGAUAACCAAGAAAGUCGAUUGCGGACCGCCGAUAUAGGUUCGGCUCGUGUAAACACAGCCGCGUAUUAGACGCGACCAUGAGCGACCGCGGCUCAGUCGGGUUCGGCUGUGGACGGUCGCUCGUCGUCCGGUGAGAGAGCGAGAGGGUACCGCGGUACCCGUCUUAUCUGAAACAUGAUGUGCCGCACCAUGAUAAGACCCGCAGCAGCGUAAGAUUGGGAAUCUCGCCGUGACUCAACUGAUAUCGAUCUAUAAGAAUCAUGUAAAGUGACGUGGAGGAACAGCGUCGCCGUAGCGUAGUUUGUAUAGUCGCGAUAGAAAAAGAGAGAAAGAGACGCAACAAUGGGUUCCAUUGCUCUGGAGGAGUAUGAGUUGAUGAAGGACUCGAAGUAUCGAGUCUAUGUGUCCGCUGUUGACAAGGCCUUGAAGAGCUUUGAGUACACGAGCGAAUGGGCAGAUUUGAUUUCUGCCUUGGGUAAACUUAAUAAGGUGUUGCUGAGUCAUAUGAAAUUCCCUGUUAUCCCAAGGAGAAUCAAAAUAUCAAAGAGAUUAGCCCAAUGCAUGCAUCCAGCAUUACCUUCUGGUGUUCACUUGAAAGCUUUAGAAACUUAUGACAUUAUUUUUAAGUGUAUGGGCACUAACAGGCUCAGCCAUGAACUCUUCAUCUACAGUGCUGGCUUAUUUCCAUUACUGGGUCAUGCCGCUAUGAAUGUUAGACCGUCAUUACUGACGGUAUAUGAGACACACUUUGUGCCACUUGGCGAAAGAUUAAGACCAGGAUUAAGUGGGUUUUUAAGUGGCGUUCUCCUAGGCCUAGAAGAUGGAUCUGAUCAUUUUGAUAGAACUAAUUCCUUGCUGGAGAAAGUGUGCGAGGGUGUGGGCGCGGAACACUUUUAUGCAUGCCUCUGGGACUGCUUGGCUUCAAACUCUGGCAUUCGAUUACCCGCGAUAUCGUUUGUGCUAGCGCACUUCAAUAAGAAACUGCCGAUGGAGGAGCAAAAGUAUAUUAUGGGUACUAAUACUAAAAUUAUGAUUUCUGCUUUAUGUGCUGGAGUGCAAGAUACCUCAGUGCUGGUGCAGAGAAGUGCGUUGGAUUUUCUUUUGAUAGCUUUUCCUAUGCAUAACAGUCAAUUGGUGCAUCAAGAUAUGAUAUUGUUAAUAAAAGCAGCUCUAGUUACUAUAUUACGAAGGGACAUGAGCCUAAACAGGCGUUUGUUUGCUUGGCUUUUGGGCACCGAAGUGAGCACAUCAAUUUUAAAGAAGAGAAACAAUCCUACAACUGCAGAGACUAAAGAGGAUGUAACGUACUUUGAUAUGUAUUCAAAGGAAAUGCUAGUUGAAGCGAUAAAAUAUCUACUUAAAGAAGUGUGCGAAGAAAACUUACAAGAUCUGAAGCCAUAUAGAAUACUUGUCUCAUUACUCGAUAAGGUGGAUAUUGGACCAAUAAUUUUGGAUGAUAUUCUGUUUGAAGUGUUUAGGACAUUUUAUAAUGCAUGCAAACAGUCCACGUCGAGUCACGCGCCGAAAGCAAAUGAAGUGGUAAAGUCCGCGAAUCUGUUAUUCUCGACCUUGGAACCAUCAUAUAUCUGGACACAUUGUGGGCAUCUGUUUGAGAAGGCCUGUAACGCCAGAGCGAGGACGCAAAUUGCGAUUGAAAACAUUGCUGUGAGACCAGUCAGCAGUGGGAUGCCGAAUCUCGUGGAAGUAUGCAUGCUAACAGAAUUCUUGCUUGAGACUGUAUCGUUGGAUGCGUUUAUAGACACGCCGUCUGAACAUCUUCCUGGCUUAUUUUACGAAAUAACCAGCAAACUCUUACAUCAUAAUAAUAUCUUGUCUCCAAUGGAGAUUUCGAAGAGUCUCACAUUGUGCGCCAAGAUCUUGUCGAAAGUGCAACCGGCAAUGAUAACGACUCACGCAGACAAGUGCGAAGUGGAUACUAAGCUGGAUACAUCUUUAAAUAACAUAACGGUUCCCAGCGAUAAUUCCCUUACAGCAAUUCCUCUAGAGAAGAGUCAAUCGGAUAGUAAAUUGAAUAAACCGGAUACAUCCGGUAUCUCUUUUGUGGAGAAAAGCCCAAGUACAAGAAGAAGAGCCAAUUCUGGCAGCGCCACUAAAAGAAGCGAAAAAAAGUCGAAGAAGAAAGCGAGCAAGAGCACCCCCAAGUUAAGUGACACGUACACCAUACGAGCCGAUGGCAGUAACAUAUCUGUUGUGGUGAGCGAGGAUACAAGAUCUUUAUCUAGAAAUAAGAGUAUGGACGACAUUAAGGCGAGCUGCGUCGAAAUUGACGGAAUCUCUUCGUUGAAAAAUCAGUCCUCAGACAGUCCUCAUCUGUCGACGUUAAAACACUUAAAGAAUGUCACUCCAAUGGGAUCGACGGGAUCCCUGUGUAGAGGACCAUCUCCGGCGUUUCAGGCACAGCACUCCAUGUUGGAGAAGUGCCUUCGGCAAUAUGAAAUAUUUUACGUUAAAUUGAUUAGCAACCGAAUACUCACCAGAGAGAGAACGGUGCAGAAUAUGUUCGAUCAUUUAGUGGUGUCCUGUCCGAGAAAGAGUUUUGACGAGAUAAUGCGUCACUUGGAAUGCCUACUGAAUUCCAGAUUAAACGUAGAUGACUCUGGAUUCUUCAGUCAAGACACGUCCGUAACCCAAGAGGAUACCAAGUGCCUGGAUAUUUUUCACCUAUUUCUCGACAUGGCGCCGAACUCAGAGUGGAUUGAAGCCAUGAAAAUAGCGUCUAGUUUAUUCGUUGAGCUGUCCACAUUUCCAAAGUACUUUUUACCUGGUGAUCACGAUGUACUAGUGGAAGAGGAGGAACCAAAGUUUGAGCAUGUUCUUCCGGAUUGGUUGAAAGUUUUGAUAGUCUGUUGCUGUUGGUUGCAGAAACAACCCGCACUACAGUUAACAAGCAUCGCCACAUUACUGGACCUAGUAGCACUGUUGAAGGCACACAACGACGUCGAGACGCAUCCGAAAAGCGGAGAAGGCAUGACGACGGUUAUUAUUGUGCCCCUGUUGAAACAAUGGCAUCUAACUUACUUAAUACAGUACACUAAUGUAUUUCAAGUAUUGGCACAUUCCUUGUGGAAUCAUUUGGGUGAGCUUCCCGCCCAUAGAUUCAGGAUGCGUUGUGUGGAACUGUUGCAUGAAUUGCAUCACGCUUUGUAUGACUCCUACAACGCAGUCGAAAAUUUAAUAGGAUCCGCACUCACCUCCGAGAAUCCUGAGAAAAGGAUCGAAUCCUUCAGUAGAUUCGCUACUUUAUGGCAUUUAGGACGAGAAAUUGAAACAAAUCCAAGGUUGCGUGGUUGUCUUAGAAUUUUUGACCAAUCUUUAUUGAAAAUGUUGGACAAUCUUCAGCUUGCGGACAAUUCGCCGUUAAAAUUGCAGGCUCAAUCAUGGCUGCUACAUUCCUUGAUGCGCGGUGACAUAUCGCGCGUAAUAGAUCCUCUGCUGACAAUACUAUUGGAUCCAUCCACAUGUCGUAUGAGCGUUCUUCACGUGAGUAUACAGCACAGCAAUACCGUCCUAACGAAGAACGAUCCCGUGGAGGAGAAGUCGGAAGUGCAAGACGACACGGAGGGCGCCGCAAAGAUUUACGCGAUCAGUUCGGUCGACGGUAACGUAAUAUAUCAUGUGAGCGAUAACGUGGACGAAGAUAAAAAGUGGAAAAAGGGUAAGAAGAAGAAGCAGGCAAUUAAUCCUGUGAAGAUAAAACGAAUCUUCGCGGUGACAACACUGGCGACAGGUGACAAUUGUAAUCACUAUGUCACCGAAAGAAAUCAGUUUAUGAAGGAACUCGAAGUACCGCCUAGCAUAUCCGGUAAUAGGAAGAUUUCCGUGUUCGUAAAUCCCCUCUCAAUUAACUGUAAUGAAAAUUCGAAUGAUUCCUUGACGGAGGAUGACUCGCUACCAAGUAUACGCAAGACUAACCUGACAACAGAGUUGCUGAAAAACGCCACUCGGUUCAAAAAAAUUGAUUUUGAUAAAGGUUCUACUGCCAGUUUAGACGAAAGUCUCUUUGACUCGGCAAAUUCCAGUCUGAAGGCAAAGGAUAAGAGUAGCUAUAAGAAGCUAAACGAGGAUGUUGAUUCAUCGUCGGACUCCAUAACAAACAGUCUAGACUCGAGCAGCCCCGAAGUAAUUAACAAACAGUCCAAACAAAAGAAGGAAACUGUCCUGAUGCCAGGCGGUUCCAGAGAAGUGGCAGGCACUAUUAUAAAGGGCAGAUAUUACAGCACGAACGAGUUCAGCGCAAAUUACGAUCAUGAUAUUAAUAGUUUUGAAGCAAGUGCAGAGGUGCCCAGCUGGACAAUGGAUGACGAUGGCGAGCUGGACAUCAGCACCACCGCAGAAGAAUAUUUCAGUAAUUCCAGCAGUACCAGUGUAGUCGAGGAGAUUUUGAACGAAGUGUUCGAUCGCGCGAUGCAAUUGUGCAACGUCGUCGAACCAUCUAAAAGUGAGGAAGCUCUGCAACAUAACGCAAAAACUAAUCGAAAUGUCGGCCUGGGUGUUCACAAUCUUCACUCUCACAUGUUACUCUACUGCGGAGUAUACGAUUCGGCCAGGACUCUUUACGCUCUGCGCACUCUUAGGAACGAACUCUUGACGAACACGCGAAUGUUUUUGUGUUGCGCAGCGACAACUGGUGUUGCGAACGCAACAAAGAACACAGUGUUGUUAAACUUGUUAGCAAGACACAGAAAAAGUGUUUUUGGCAGGAACUUUCAUGGUGAUAUAGCUAACACGGAAUUUAUCGCAGCUUACAGAAGUAGCAUGUAUCUAGAAGUAUUGAUAAGCGUCUGUUUAUAUUUCGCGAGAAGCUACUAUCCAAAUCUAGGACAAAUGAGACUUACAUAUGAAGAGAUUGCGGGUAAUCGCCAAGUACAACUUGCAAGUGCCGAAUUAUUAACGCUAAUAUUUUCCGAGUUAAUACCGAUUGUCCGUGACUCUGGGAAAGGCUUUAGCUGUUACAUAGUUGAUUUACUAACUAAAUGUAAAGUACAAAAAGUUGCUCUGCAUUGUCUUGUGUCCAGCGUUAUGAGCAUGAAGAACGCUCACAAGGAGAACGAGGAUGUUUUCACAUUUACUGAAGAAAUCGUACUGUUUAAUGAUCCGUUUAUUGACAAUGACAACGUAAACAAAUGUAAAUAUAGAGCAAGUGAUCAUACGGAAGCUUUCCAGAUACAAUUGUUACGACUAUUGUUAGCAUUAAUUAUGUUGGAACAUCAAUGUAAUAAUCAAAAAGGAGAAGAAAUUAAUUUGACGGUAUCGCCUGUACCAAGCUCACCAACACGGGCAUCAAACUUAAUCGGGAAUAAUUUGAAAUAUAUCUCUGGAGCAGCAAUACCACAGCAAUCAAUGUUUCUUGCUAGCAUUCUUAACGCCCUGCAACUUGAUCAUAUGAGACAUCUUCAUCAACAUUGGACCACACUUGUUACCUCUAGCCUGCCUUUUAUGGGACCGUCUUUAACAUCCGUUGUAACAUCGGUUAUUCAUCAAUUAUGCAGUAAUAUCGAGCAACUAGCAUCAUAUUACAUUAGUGAAGAACCGUCGUUAACAUCGAAAUUACAAGACAUAAGUACAGUAGAGUGCUGCUUGCCCGCAGAUUACACUGUAACACAUUUGGAGGCUCUGACAUAUUUACUACAUUACUGUUUAUUGGAUACCUCACAGCAAAUUGGAUUCUCGUUUAAUCAGCCAUUAAGUGGCACAAUACAAACAGGAAUUCCCGGUGCCAAUCCCGGGCAGAUAUUCAACAAUCUCAUACAUGUUUUCAUGCCCAGUCCACUCUCUCCGGAUUUAUCUACAGCGAAAGACAAAACUGGUGCAAACGAAUUGCAACAACAUGCCAGAAAAACAGCGUUAAGUCAUUUGCCAAGAAUAAUAGCAUCAUUGUCUGCCUUAUGGCAAGCGGUUCUAGCAACAAAAGACAACGAACAAGCCAGUUGUGUAGUGGGUAGUCCAAGAAUAGUCAAAUAUCAGUUGUUGGAACUUCUAUCUCCAAUCUCUUUCCAUCAUGGAGCUAAUUUCUUGGCUGCAGUCGCAGUCGCCUGGCACGAAAGACGCCAGUCAUCCGCCACGUCAAAGAAGAUAUUACCAGAAGCUUGCCCCAAUCAGCAAGUAAUGGUUCAUCUUGUUAGUGCGAUUCGUGUUAUGCCCAUUGAUACUUUGGUGCACACUGUACAUCAAGUAGUAAAAACGCCACCGCCGAUACACGGGAUCAAGCAAGAUUUCUCAUUAGAAGUCUCGGUGCUGGAAUUACUUUACGUAUACAUGCAGAGUAACACGUCACAAUCGCUCAUCGAAUCUUGGGCAUCUUUGCUCAGUUUAUUGAAAGAUGGUCUGUCGCUAACAGCACCUGCCCAAUUCCUUUUGCUGGCUAUAUUGAACGAAUAUGUACAGAAAUGCCCACCUAUGCAAGAAAAGAAAGAUAUCAAAGACUUGCAAGACGUGUCUGCCAAGUUGAUCGAAUCGUGUUCGCAAAUAGCUGGUGCCUGUUUAGAGCAAACAACGUGGCUAAGAAGGAAUUUGGCCGUCCGAGAAGACGUCUUCGAAGUCGUGGAAGGCUCUUCGGAAGGUAAAGAGGGAAAAAAUGGUGCUGUAACACCCGGAACCCCACCUAACGCGGCGUACAGCGUUCAAGCACAAGCGGUAUUAGCGGAAAUACUCGCGCCGCUGUUGGACGUCAGUUACGGUUCGCAAGAGAAGGAGCGCGUAGUAACGCUCCUGACAAACCUCAUGUACAACGUUACACCUUAUCUAAAGAAUCACACGAUAAAAAAUAUCGCCUCGUUCACUGCCUGUUCUCAAUUAUUGGCAUCCUUAUCAGGAUAUCAGUACACAAGAAAGGCAUGGCGCAAGGACGUUUUAGACUUGUUACUCGACACGGCCUUUUUCCAAAUGAUCCCAGCCUGUCUACCAUAUUGGAGAACUAUAAUAGACAAUCUAAUGACACACGACAACACUACUUUCAGAGAUUUAAUGAAUCGCGUCUCUAUGGCUCAAGGCAGUGGGAUUAGUAUAUUUUCUUCAAAAGAGCAGGAAUACGAGCAGAAAGCACAGCUCUUGAAGCGUUUGGCAUUCGUUAUCCUUUGCAGCGAAAUGGAUCAGUAUCACAAAUAUAUGCCAGAAAUACAAGAACGUUUAGCAGAUAGUUUACGCCUACCUCAAGUAAUCCCGUCUAUUCAAGCGCAAGUGUUCCUCUGUUUUCGCGUACUGCUAUUAAGAAUGUCACCACAACACACAACGUCCUUAUGGCCAGUCAUAGUUAGCGAGCUUGUUCAAGUAUUCCUCUACAUUGAGCAGGAAUUGAGUACAGACAGCGAAGAAUUUAGUCGUCAUAGCAGCUCGCACAUUAAACUAUUAUCAGCACUGGACUCGUCAUGGGCUGUGAACGCUAGUAAUGGACUUCAAGCACAUGGGCAUCCUCACUGGUUGCAAUUGCAGCUGGCUGCCGCCAAGCUGCUAGACCUCGCGUUACUGUUGCCCGCGCAUAGAUUACCACAGUUUCAGAUGUAUAAAUGGGCAUUCGUCGGAGACGCAGCAGCAGGUUGCAUUGAUAACAACAACUUAUCCUCAGACUUCGUGCCGCACAUUACAAGAAUAGCAAAAUUGAUGGACAAUAAGUUCAAAUCAGAAGGUCCAUCGCCCAAAAGAAAUCCGGGGGAGCUUCUACUAACAUCGAAUAACGUUCGCUCUUUGCAAGAUCUGCAUCAUUUCUUCUCGAGCCUUAGUCGCGCCAUGUGCGACACAUAUGUGCCGAUAAAUAAUACGCAAUUGGAGACUGUAAUUGAACAGGACUUCCUUGAGAAAAUGCCAGCCGUACCAGCGAGAUAGUAAGGAUGCUAGCAAAGCUAAUUAAGUACUAUGUAUAAUUCGUUCGCCAAUCGGGAAGAGAAAUAUGUCGUCAAGACGCUUUAUCCUUUGAUAUAUUUAUAAUGAAUAUAUACACAAACUUUCGCGCGCGCUGCACCUAAGUCUAUACGUAAAUAUUAUAUUGUACAAAUGGCACAAUUAAAAUACAAACAUCCAAGAAACGCGUCGACCGCUCCUGUUUUUUCUGCCGUUAAACAUUUGGAAUAUUCGCUUAACAAAGAAAAGAAUAAAAAAAGGAUUGUGAAGAAUGUAUCAAUGUGAAAAGUAUAAUAAAUUUAAAGAUAAAAAUGAGAAUUUGAACGUAUUGCACGAGAUAAAAAACAGGAUCGAAAAGUAUUCUUCGCAGACAAAUCGAUCAUGAACAAAAUGAAAAGUUUUUUUAUAAUUGAAAACUGGGAGCAUGAAUCUGGAGCGUAUAAAAUAACAUUUGAUGUUUUUCGUUACUGGUUUUUAUUAGUUAAGCUUUCGAUCUGUCUCCUCAUUCGGUUGUGAAUAGUUGUCAGCAUGUACAAUAUGGCAAGCUAAACUCGCUCGUUGGCCUGCUGUUGUAAAAUGUAUAGAGCGUGUACAGUGUAACAUAAUAUUUAUACAGAACGAGGUCUUCCCACUAUUUCACACACACACACACACACACACACACACACACACACACACACACACACACACACACGUCGGUCUCGCUGAUAAUUUCAAAUUUUUUUUCUUUUAACUUUGCAUUAUACAAAAUUUUAAAGUGGUAAGCCGCAAAAAGUUUCUUCACAGAUCUGAAUAACAAAUGCCAAGCUGAAAUACAGGCAAUAAAAGAUAGAUAGAUGGAAGGUAAAAAUUCCAUUAAUUCUCCAUCUUGUAAUAUAAAAUUGUUGAAUAUUAAUUGUGGAAGUUCAUAAGGAAGUAGAAUGUGGAAGUUCAUAAGGUUUUAAUGGAAAUAAAGAUCUCUUGAGACAGUUCAGUUAUGUUGUCGACGACGUUACCUGCAAAUGUUUUCGCAUGCUUGUUAUCGCGCUAUACAAACAUAAUCUUGUCUUUCGUUGCAUCAAAACAAACACACUCGAUGUUAUGCGUUUCAAACUACCUGGACGCAAAAAAAAACACUGAGAAAACUUAUGAACUUCUGUCUUAAUUAUCUAAUAUAAAGUUAUAUCGUUAUUACCGAGCGCUCUAUAUUUUAACGAACGGACUUUCUAUGUAAACCGAUAAAUCGAUAUUACAUAAUAUAUAUCGCCAUAUAAACGACACGUGCUUGAAAUAAGACGUUAUAUUUUUAUGAGAAAUUAGUUUAAUAUAUACUAAAAAGAAAAAUCUAAUACCAAGAAUAUCUACUUAAUCCGGUGUACCCGUACAAGCUUCUGCACACAAUUAGGAAAAUAAGAACUUAAAGGUAAUAUUAGGACAUAUAAUAAAAAAAUGUACGUUAUCUAUUUUGCUCAAUAAAAGUUUUAAAAUUGUACCAAACGUCUGUUAAAAGACAGACAUUGUUACCAUUUUUCACAAAUAAACUAUGUUGUUAAAAAAUUCUUUUUAUUUGACCAAAAUAAUUUUUAAAAAUUCAUCAGUAAUUUUCCUUCAUUUUUUUUUGUCAAUAAACGAAUCAAUAAGACGACAGAAUUAUAUUUACACGUAUGGUAGAUAUUCUUCGUCAAUAAUAAGCGAUCGUGUCAGUAAGUGCUUAGCGAUGUGUAGAAUUUAUAUUAUAAAUUCAUACUGUAUAUUAUAUACAUAUUAAUGUAUCUACAAAGUAUCUAUAGUUUAUAAACUUCCUAUACUCCUAUAGUAUUUUGGAAACGAUUCAUAAUUAUGAAAAACCGCGAACUAUGUGUUUAACUAUUUUUCGAAGAGUUACUCUACCUCCUCAACCCUUUUAAAAGAGUAGUCCCUUGAAAUUAUCGAAAUACGUUUCGUGAUUUUGCAUAAUUUUCCAAAAUAUAGAUGUGGGAACAGAUCUUAUAGACACUUUGUAUACAUAAUAUUAAUAUUAUAGUUAACAAUAAAUGAAAUAAACUUAUUGUCGCCAAUGAUAAUAAACAAGAAAUAAAUCCGUUAAUCAAUCGACAUUCUGGUAAAUUUAGUUUAUUAGAUAAAUUUUUCGUUUUUUGUUCCUACGUCUUGAUUGUUGUUCUUACUCGUGAGUAAAACUGACUGAUCUUUUUCAUAUUGCCAAAAGUACACAGCGGCUUAAUUCUGAUAUCGCUUCUUCGGGUCUAGCAUUUCUGUCUUCCCUCGAAUAACAAGUUAUACGAAAUUCCCUGAUGCCGCCGCCCACUUUCGGCAACACGAAAAAGAUCAGUCAGUCUUGCUCACGAGUAACAAACGAGACGUAGGAAAUGAACAAAGAACGAAAAUUUUUGAGGAAGCCAGAGGUCUUGCUAUACUCUAGUCUACGAUAUCACAGAAUGAUGAUCCGAAGAAACGGAUCACCAUUAAAUUUGAAAGCGAAGCAGAAGGAAAAAAAGAGUCGCAAAAAGCCGCUUGUGAUUGGAAUCGUUCAUUGGAUUCUAGAGAAGAUUAACUUCCCUUACCAAAUUAAAAAAAUUAGUCUUACUGGAUCUGUUUAAAAAAUUUAAGUAAAAAAGGUGCAGGCCGAUUAAACGCGGACGCCUGUAGAUCAAAUUCUUAUGCAUAAGAUUCACUGUAUUCAAACUGUCCAAUGUCCGAUAUACGAUGUUCACCGAAAAAUUUUAUUAACCCUCCACCCCCUCCCCCCUCCAUUAUCUAGUCAGAAGUCAGAAUCCGCUAGUGGAAUCGGUCACCAUCGUAUUAAUUAAGUCAAUUGCAUGUGCAAAAAAAAAAUUGUUGCACAAACAGACAGAAGUUUAUCUAAUAAACUAAAUUUGCCAGAAUGUCGAUUGAUUAACGGAUUUAUUUUUACAAUAUUAUAAAUUUAUAUUAUAAAUUUUAUAUGCAUCGCGAAUUGUAUGUAUCUGAUAUAAAACAAAAAAUGACGGCUUACACAGCGGAUUUAUUUUUUUAUAUGCAUACGCAGCAUUUUGAGAAAGCGUGUAAGUCGCACAUAUAUAAUAUGCAGUAACUAACGUCAAAUUAUUAGACACAGCUAGCUCGAUAAAUCGAUUAAUUUCGUAUUUUGCGUUACUAUUAUUAUAACGGAAGGUAAAAUUAAUUUCUAAAAAAGUAACGUUUUAUAUAAGGCAGUAUUACCGAAACAGUUAUUACUUGAUACUAAAUAACUGGUAGUAUAAUAAGUUUAUUCUGUUGCUUUAGCAUGAGCUUGUGCAAGAGUCUGUUGUUUAUUGAUCAUAAAAGGAAAUUUUUAUAAAUCCAGUUAUGUAUAUAUAUAUAUAUAUAUAUUAUACAUGUUAGUUAUGUAAACAUGUUGAUACGAUUUUAAUAUGUUAUUUCUUAAAUUUUUUUAUAAAUUAAUUUUUUAUGCAAGAUCUGCGCGAUUUGUGAGUAUUAGGAUAAUUCAAUUAAAAAAUAUCUAUCAGCUCACAGACUGACAGAUGCCGAAAUAUGUCGGAAGUGUUAUGUAUCUAUGUCGAAGUUCUAUUGUUUUAUGUAACAAAUAUUUGACAAAUACUGUAAAUCACUGCGAUUUUAAGCAGUGCACCCGCUUUUACGAUUAAUCUUAUGUUGAGAGAAAUAAAGAUUAUACUUCAAACAAAAAAAA
Monomorium pharaonis (pharaoh ant) is the source of this 11848-nucleotide messenger RNA. Its product is annotated as protein dopey-1 homolog. The transcript has 26 exons. The record is from RefSeq and is a predicted model, not a curated record. Gene Ontology annotation, cellular component: endosome; trans-Golgi network. Gene Ontology annotation, biological process: Golgi to endosome transport. Lineage: Eukaryota; Metazoa; Arthropoda; Insecta; Hymenoptera; Formicidae. Bases 691 to 8187 code for a protein of 2498 amino acids.